Messenger RNA from Penicillium angulare, 1845 nucleotides. Its product is annotated as GMC family oxidoreductase. Lineage: Eukaryota; Fungi; Ascomycota; Eurotiomycetes; Eurotiales; Aspergillaceae. Gene Ontology annotation, molecular function: flavin adenine dinucleotide binding; oxidoreductase activity, acting on CH-OH group of donors. The transcript is spliced from 2 exons. The record is from RefSeq and is a predicted model, not a curated record. The coding region runs from base 1 to 1845 and encodes 614 amino acids.
AUGGCAUCCUUUGAUACAGAAUCUGCUGCCGGACUUGAAAAUACAGCUUUCGACUAUGUGGUGGUCGGUGGUGGCACCUCUGGCUUGGUCGUAGCUAGCAGACUCACGGAAGACCCUAAUAUCAGCGUUGUCGUCCUAGAGGCAGGGACAAAUCGCCUUGGGGAUCCCCGAUUGACUGUCCCAGGCUUGGGGGUAGCUACAUUCGAAGACCCAGACUUUGACUGGAACUUCCGCUCAAUUGCGCAGGAACAACUCAACGGUCGCAAACUUCUGGCUAAUAAGGGCCGGACCCUUGGAGGCUCCUCUGCCAUUAACCUGGGAAUGAUUGUAUACCCAUCCAAGACUGGAUUGAAUGCGUGGGAAGCCUUGGGAAACCCCGGCUGGGGCUGGGAUGGUCUAUCUCCGUAUGUUCGCAAAUCAGAAACUGCCGCUCCACCCUCAAAUGCGAAUCGUGAGUUCUUUCAGGGAAUGAAGCAUGAUGAGCAGAAUCACGGUAGCAGUGGACCUGUCCAAGUCUCCUUUGGUGACCAAUAUAUGCCGUUUCAUUCUGCGUGGAUGCAGACUUUCGAGAAACUGGGCUACCCACAGAUCGAAGACCCCGUAAAUGGUGCUGGUGUUGGGCCCUUUGUGACUCCCGGUGCCAUUGAUCCAACCACGCAUACCAGAAGUCACUCUGCAGCCGCGUACUUGGGUCCACAAGUUCAAGCCAGGCCGAAUCUGAGAGUCGUCACCGGUGCACUGGUGCAAAACAUAGUCCUUGAGGCUGGAAAUGCUGGCGUCGUUGCAACUGGUGUCAAAAUUCAAAAAGACUCGACAUCAUACACCAUUAAAGCUAAUAAGGAACUUAUCCUUGCUGCUGGAACAACCCAGACCCCUCAGAUAUUGGAAUUAUCAGGAAUUGGAGACGAAAAGAUACUAAAGUCCCACGGAAUCGAGACAAUUAUCAACAAUCCCAGCGUCGGGGAGAAUUUACAAGACCACGGAAUUAUUUCAUUCUCAUAUGAAGUGGCAGACGGCAUGCCUUCAGGUGAUAUGGCGAAAGACCCCAAUGUUGCUGCCGCCGCAAUGGCCGCCUAUCAGAAAGAUGGCUCAGGGCCUCUAGGCAUGUCUCCGUUCGUUUCAGCAUUCAUGCCAUGCUUGGAAUUGGCCGAAGAAGAGCACACCCAGCUUCUUGCGGGGUUGAAGGCCUCCAUUGAAAAUCCAGCCACCCCCCGCGCACAAAAGAAGCAAUUCGAUGCGAUUCAGAGCUUGAUCAAGGACUCAUCUGAGCCUACUGCUCAAUAUAUUUUAGCGCCUUUCCAACUUCCUGCGAUUGAAGGUGAUGAUAUUAAGCGUCUAUUCUCCAUGCCACACCCAGGACUCUUCAUCAGUCUUGUUUCUCUGCUCAGUUAUCCUCUCUCCCGUGGCUCUGUUCAUAUCGGUUCUUCUGACCCACAAGAUGCACCUAUCAUUGAUCAUGGGAUUCUUAGUCACCCCGUUGACCUGGAAAUGCAUGCCCGUCAUAGUAUGUGGAUGGAAAAGAUCACUAAGGCUGAACCAAUGGCUUCGCUUCUUAAGGAAGGCGGCCGGCGCUUACACACUGCGGAGCCUGUUGAUGAGCUGGAAAAAGCGAAGGAGCUGUGCAAAAACCUUGUUCUGUCUAUGUAUCACGUUAGCGGAACUUGCACCAUGAUGCCCCAGGAAGAUGGUGGUGUGGUGGAUUCUCAACUCAAGGUUUACGGUACCACAAACGUUAGGGUUGUGGAUGCCAGUAUAUUCCCCCUAGAGCCCAGAGGAAAUAUCCAAGCGACUGUGUUCGCUGUUGCCGAGAAGGCUGCGGAUAUUAUUAAGCAACAUGUAAAUUAA